This is a messenger RNA of Cladophialophora psammophila CBS 110553, 1041 nucleotides long. RefSeq lists its product as uncharacterized. The transcript has a single exon. Bases 1 to 1041 code for a protein of 346 amino acids. Lineage: Eukaryota; Fungi; Ascomycota; Eurotiomycetes; Chaetothyriales; Herpotrichiellaceae. The record is from RefSeq and is a predicted model, not a curated record.
AUGAGUCUCUUCAGCGACAUCGUCAACUCAAUCGGCAGCGACAAGUCUCCAGCACCACCAAAGCCGCCAGCGAGACCGCUCAGCGCAAAUGCACAUCGGCCAAGUCUCGACGUCAGCAAGCCUGGGUUCCGGCCCGGUUUGCCGACAGGCCCCUCGCCGCUGAAUGGCACAAAGCGGAAGGCCGACGACAGCUCUGCAAAACCGCCUGAGAAGCACAUUAGGCCGAAUCCUACACCCGGUUUAACCAGUACUAUUAUCCCGAGACGCCCUGUUGCCCCUCCUCUCAACGCUCCCAAACCGUCCAAUGAAAAAUUUCUUCCUUUGCCCAGACCGAAGCUCGACGCUCAGGUGACCUCACCCAAACCUGGUUCUGCGCCAACCACUCCAACCACCGCAACAGCCAAAGGUCCAGCCAGGGGUUCAUACGCAGAUCUGAUGGCUCGAGCAAAACAAGCGCAAGUGGACAGAACACAACAAAGCCAAGUUGGGUUGAUCAAGCACCAGGCAACAAAUCGAGAGAAGCCGUCGAGAUUGGCUGAGAGAAGACGUCAAGAAGAGGCAAAGUCAAAGGUUGUGAACGAGAAAUCCAGCGGUGGCCGUCUGGCAACUGGCGGUAAAAGGCAGGAUAAAUCUCGAAGCGUUAGUCCCGCGAAAAAGACGGAUCAGCCAAAAGUACCCAAAGUCGCUCGGCCGCCAUUACAUGCUCCCCCGUCAUCUGCCUACAAAGGCACUAUGGGUACUGCUUCUGGUCGGUCCAAACCGGCAGCAAAGCGCGGUUCGAGUUACAAUGAAUACCUCGGCACCGACGAGGAGGACGUCUCGGAUGACAUGGACGGAUAUGGAGAGGACGAAGAAGAUUAUGCCUCUGAUGUGUCGUCUGAUAUGGAAGCUGGAGCGUUUGAGGUGGACGAAGAGGAGCAGAGAGCUCUCAGGACUGCGAAGGAAGAGGAUGCCCGAGAGUUGGCUUUGGAAACUCAAUUGAAGCGAGAGAAAGAGGAGCGGCGUCGGAAGCUUAUGAACCUUGCAGGGAAGAAGAGGUGA